Molecule: messenger RNA, 912 nt
Organism: Helianthus annuus (common sunflower)
Lineage: Eukaryota; Viridiplantae; Streptophyta; Magnoliopsida; Asterales; Asteraceae
Exons: 1
Coding region: 1-912 (303 amino acids)
Source: RefSeq, a predicted model, not a curated record
AUGGGAGGGGUUUGGCAGAAAAUUGUCUCGGAUAUUAACAAGCCCCUUUCGGGUAAUUUCAGGCUUCGCAAUUUUUUUCGGGGUUCGGUUGGUAGAGGCAAUGAAGUCUUAUUUUGGUUGGACCCGUGGAUAAAAGAUAUCCCUCUCUGUGAGGUUUAUCCUAAUUUGUUUGCUUUAGAAACGGUGAAAGAUUGUUCGGUUCGUGACCGCUUGAUGGGAGUUUGGUUGUGGAAGCAUGACCUGGAUCGUGUCGAAGAAAUCAUGGAAUGGAGUGUGCUUUCUGCGGAUCUUGCCUUGGUCUCUUUGAAUAAUGAAUGCGACUCCUGGAAGUGGUUGGGGGAUAGUUCAGGCCUUUUUUCGGUGAGCUCUGUCAGGCAAUUGUUGGAAAAAAGUGUGGCGAGUGACAGCGACUUCGUUAUGGAUUGGUGUAGCUGGAUCCCGAUUAAAUGCAAUGUAUUAGCCUGGAGAGCGGAUUUGGACAGAAUACCCACUGCUGACGCUCUUCGGAGACGGAGAAUUGUUAUCGGUGACGGUCUUUAUCCCUUGUGCAGAUCCGAGGAGGAAUCCGUUGAUCAUCUAUUUACUUCAUGCAUUGUGACUUCGGUGAUUUGGCAGAAAGUCAGUCGAUGGUGCCGGACCGCUCCUGUGUUUGUUUUCUCUUUCCGUGACCUGCUGAAUCUGCACAAGUAUGGUAGUUUUAGAGCUGGGGAAAAGGGUGCUUUCAAAGGUAUAAUUCGAGUCGCUGUUUGGUGCCUGUGGUUGGCGCGGAAUAAUGCUUUGUUUUCGGCUUCUAAGGUUAAAGUGGAGUCCAUUUUUUGUGAUAUAUUAUCUUUGGGAUAUUUGUGGUUUAAGAAUAGAAUUAGAAACAAUCCGAUUUCAUGGUUGGAUUGGCGUAAAUUUGCAAUUAUGUAA